CGAUCCAGGCCGUCGCGGAUUGAUGAUCUCUUGAAUUCUUUCACGGUAGCUGCCCAGCCACUUCUGUACCAAUUGCAGUGUUUUCUGUCUGUGAAGUCAGCUCUGUAAAGAGCUGAAAGAGUUGAAUCUUCAUGUUCUGUAUGUUUCCCUCUAAGCACUGUACAAGAUGUCAGCGAUUGUUUGCUGAUGUCUUGUUGCUGGCUCUAGUGUAGUGUCUGAGGCACACGCAGGUUCAAUUCCGCGCCGUGUCACACAGCAUGUGAGAGUCACAGCUCUGAAUUCAAAUCUUGAGACUGUGUCCUGAUUCUCAUUGUGUCUGGAAGCUGCAGUGAGUGCAGGCUUGUAGACAGGGCCCAAAGAAGCAACGGCGUGGGCCCUUCUCUCUGAGCCCCCUAGGGAGGGAGGUCCCUUUCCUGCCCUUCUGAAGGAAGUAGUAGGAGUAUAUUCCAGGAAGGCUACGUGAAAUGAAGAGGUAGAUACAUCCAACUGGUGCUCAGAGAUUUCUCCCUGUGGUGUGUUAGGCAUUGUGAUCAAAUCAUCGUAUCUCAUGGCUCCUUUUUCUUUCACAGCCUGGCUUUCUUGGGACUGUUCCUGUCCCAGACAGAACUGCAUAGAAGAGGAAGGAGUAACCCUGGUCUCUGGCCAUUGGAAUCCCAGGUCCCUGGAGCGUGGGAACCAAGCAGGUUCUGCGGAGCGGAGGGGGAGGCAGGUACUUCUGACCCCAGGUAUCCAUCUGACGCUCCUUGUCAGAGCUUGGAGAGUCUCGAGAAUGAGGAACUGCUGGAUCUUCUGCUUCUCCAGCUUAGGAAGAUCAGAGAAUAAAUAAACUUGCUGCUGCUCUCGGAAAACCCAGCAGAGGAGACCAUGGAGACUUUGCCCUCAAGGCCUAGGGAACGAGCUCUUCAUUCUCAAGCCUCGGCCCUUUCCCCAGGUGGAGACAAGACCAACUUUCAGGAGCCAUUGACCUUCGAGGACGUGGCUGUGGUCUUCACGGAGGAGGAGCUGGGGCUGCUGGACUCCGCCCAGAGGCAGCUGUACCGAGACGUGAUGCUGGAGAACUUCAGGAACCUGCUCUCUGUGGGACAACAACCUUUCCAACCUGAUAAGGUACCCCAUUUGGAAAAAGACAGAGAGACUUGGGUGACACAGAGAGACACUCCAAGAGAUGUACAUCCAGGAGACAAGAAUGAAAAGGAUUUGGAGUAUAUUCGAGAAAAGGAAUUAAAACUCCUUUCCUACAGAGAGCUCUUUUACUGGAAAAUCUGGGAACAGGUGGCCAGUGAAUUAAUGGGGAGUCAAAACCAUAGUGUAAAUCUUCAAGAGAAAGGUUUCCAGUUCUCGGAAGAUGGUUCUCUCUGUCAAGGAGCAUCUACUCAGGGUUCCCAGAUUGAAAAUGUCGUGGAUGGUCUUCAAGGGGAUGGGCCCAUCAAUUUAGAAAAUCAAGAGCUUCCAUCCUGGAAAGCUGUAAGGCCAGUCUCCAUUCAAGAAUCUUGGAUGAAAGCCUUUGUGAAUGAACCAUGGAAUGUUCUAGAAAGAUGUAAAAAACUCAACAUGGAAGAUGCAAUAUAUAAAUGUGACUGGGAUGAUUAUGGCUUCAGCUGGGUUUCAUGUUAUCAUGAUGACCACAGAUUACCUGAAAGAGAAAAACCAUGUAAUUGUGAUAAAUGCAGAACAGAUUGCAUUAAAAAGUCAGUACUUCAUCAUCCUAACCCUAGAGAGAAUGACUUUGAAAGAAACGAAUGUGGAAAUGGCCUCAGGGACGAUUCAAACCUUCCUACUCAUCCCAGAGUACCCUUGAAAGAGAAACCCUAUAAAUAUCAUGAGUUUGGUAAAGGCUUGUGGCAGACUGCCUAUCUUGAGAGACAUCAAAGAAUUCCUUCAGGAGAGAAGUCAUUUAAAAGUGACGAGUGUGGUCGGGGCUUCAGGCAGAACAUACUCAGUCCCAGGAUCCACAUGGGGGAGAUGCCCUACAGAUGCGAUGUGUGUGGGAAGGGCUUCAGGUAUAGAUCAGUUCUUCUUAUUCAUCAGGGAGUGCACACAGGAAAGAAACCCUACAAAUGUGAGGAGUGUGGGAAGGCUUUCGGUCGGAGCUCCAACCUGCUUGUCCAUCAGAGAGUCCACACAGGAGAGAAACCGUAUAAAUGCAGCGAGUGUGGAAAAGGCUUCAGCUAUAGCUCGGUGCUUCAGGUCCACCAGAGGCUGCACACGGGGGAGAAGCCCUACACGUGCAGCGAGUGUGGCAAGGGCUUCUACGCCAAGUCCGCACUCCAUAAGCAUCAGCACGUCCACCCGGGAGAAAAACCCUACAGCUGCGUCGACUGUGGGAAGGGCUUCAGUUGCAGCUCCCACCUCAGCAGUCAUCAGAAAACGCACACAGCAGAGAAACCCUACCAGUGUGACAAGUGUGACAAAGGUUUCAGUCACAGCUCAUACCUUCAGGCUCACCAGAGAGUUCACACAGGGCAGCGUCUCUAUGAAUGUGAUGUGUGCGGGAAGAGUUUCAGUUACAGCUCAGGGCUCCUCAUGCAUCAGAGACUGCACACGGGGGAGAAACCCUACAAAUGCGAAUGUGGGAAGGGCUUCGGCCGAAGCUCAGACCUCCACGUCCAUCAGCGGGUCCACACGGGGGAGAAACCCUAUAAAUGCAUCGAGUGUGGGAAAGGCUUCCGGCGGAAUUCAGACCUUCAUAGUCACCAGAGGGUCCACACGGGAGAGAGGCCCUACAUCUGUGAUGUGUGUGGGAAGGGCUUUAUUUAUAGCUCCGACCUCCUCAUCCAUCAGAGGGUCCACACGGGAGAGAAACCCUAUAAAUGUCCCGAGUGUGGCAAAGGCUUCAGUUACAGCUCUGGGCUUCUCAUCCACCAGAGGGUCCACACAGGUGAGAAACCCUACAAAUGUGAAGAGUGUGGAAAGGGUUUCAGGUGCACCUCAAGCCUUCACAAACAUCAGCGAGUCCACACAGGCAAGAGGCCCUAUACGUGUGAUCAGUGCGGCAAGGGAUUCAGUUACGGCUCAAAUCUUCGCACCCACCAGAGACUGCACACGGGAGAGAAACCCUACACAUGUUAUGAAUGUGGAAAGGGCUUCAGAUAUGGUUCGGGUCUCCUCAGUCACAAGAGAGUGCACACUGGAGAGAAACCAUAUAGGUGUGACGUGUGUGGGAAGGGCUACAGUCAGAGCUCCCAUCUUCAAGGUCAUCAGAGGGUCCACACCGGUGAGAAACCAUAUAAAUGUGAGGAGUGUGGGAAGGGCUUUGGUCGAAGCUCCUGUCUUCAUGUCCAUCAGAGAGUCCAUACUGGGGAGAAGCCAUACAAGUGUGCAGAAUGUGGGAAAGGCUUCAGUUACAGCUCAGGGCUGCGGAAUCAUCAGAGAGUGCAUUUAAGUGAAAAGCUUUAUAAGUAGAUGUGAGUUGAGGUCUCCAGGUAGAACUCAGAACUUUGGUUUCAUCUGAGAGCCAACACGGGAGAAAAACUCUAUGAAUGUCUUUGUGCAGGAAGGGCUGUAAUAGAGGCUGACAUUUUCGUAGUCAGCGGCUGGUCUGCGUAGAAAGGAAAGCUCUGGAAGUUUGAUCAAUGGGGAAAGCACUUAGUCACAAACUUCAGUCUUCAAGAGUCUAUUUGCAGCAGAAUAGUCCUUAAAGACAUGACACGGCAGUGGCUUCAGUAAAAAUCAUCGCCUUCAUCAGAGUUGGCUUAGGAGGGAGCUUUGACAAAUCAUAUGAGUAGUGAGAAUAUGAAAGGAGCACAUUAUGGACAUGGAUUCCUUGUGGGGGCGAAAUACCUACAGAUGGGACAAAUGUAGGGAAAAAGUGUCACUAAAACCAAUAUUGUAUGUAUUUUUUAGAAGGUAGUUUUUAUAAAAAUUAAAAGAUGGUAAUGUUCAUUGAGACAAGUCACUUUUAGAAGGCCAGGAACAGUUACAAGGAAAAUCCUUCUGUGGGUGGGUCUUGGUAAUGUCUCUCCAUCAUGUUUUCAUCAUGUUUCUGUGGUUGUGCUUUGUCUCAUGGAGGUAAACUGCUCUCAGAGAGAAGCUGUACUAAACUGCAAGAAUAUUUCAUUUUCUCAAGUUUUAAAAACAAAAUCUGAUUGGGCUUUUCAUUGGCCUUGCAUUGAAUUUAGAUUUAAUUUGGAAAGAACUUACAUCUCUGAAAUGCUGAUUUUUUUUUUUUCCCGUUUUGACAAUGCCAUGUGUUUCCACUUACUGAAGUAUUUUAAAUGAUCUCUCGGUAAUAUAUUUUAGAGAUUUAAAAAAAUAGGUUCUGAUUAUUCUUAAUUACAUUUCUAGGAAUUUUUUUUUAUUGCCAUCAUGAAUAUAAUAUUUUUACCCUAUUUCAUUUCAUAGGGGGUUUUUUUAAGUAUAAGACAAACGUUAAAACAUUUUCAAAAUGAGAAAUACCAUUUUAACUUGUCAAAAUAGCAGUGGUAAGACAGAUUGAGCGAAGCCACGUCUGUGAGGAUCUGUGGAAACACACCCUUAUUGGUGAGAGGGAAAAUAGUCUUUUUUGAAAGAAUUUGUCAGUGUAUUGAAUUCAAUUUGCAUAACUUUUGAAGUGGCAGCAAGUGUGUAGUUGUUUAUACUUGGGAUAUAGUUGCAAAUAUGGGAAAAGUAUGCCUAAGGAUGAGUUUUGUAACAUUUUCUUACAAUAGCAAAAAAGAAAAUGUUAAUACUCCCGGUGUAAUAGGUUAAGGCACAUGUUUAUGAGGGAAAACCACUAAAAAUAUUCAGAUACACCUAUGAUGCUGUUGAAGGUUGCCCACGAGCUAUUUAGUGAACCAAGAAAGUUGUAGAACAACAAGUAUAGUAUGACCCCAUGUUGUUAAUAUGUUUUUAUGUGAAUGUAUGUUUAUAGAGAGAAAGAAAGAAGAUGUGUGAAAGGUCAAUAUCAUAACUCAUCUCCAGGAGGUGGGAUGGGGGUGUGUAAUACAUUCAUGUCCUUUCACAUAUUUUACUUUUUAGCAAAGAGUAUCAAUUUUAUAUCAAUAGUAAAGCUAUUUUUUUAAAAAACAUAGUCUAAUGGAACAAUCCUUUAUGGUCAAAGAUCCAUAUUAUAACCUCUAUAAUACCUUUGGCCUUUUCUACUGUUUCGUCAGCACCCAGUACCAAAUAUAAGGGAUGCAAAUGAACUGGAAUUUGUGAUUGAGAUAUUUCAGAGGCUGCAUCAUUUGUCCUGGCUGGUAGGAGGUGAGGCAGUCUGGGUCAUUGGGAGGAGAUUUGGUGCUUCCGUGCUGCCUUCUGGCCCUCUGGGACCAGGGAGCCCACAAGGCUGGCUUCGUAGAGGGCAGUGUGCCAGCAUGUGCUCCCUCCAGGCUGACUUGUCCAUCUGGGUGACUCAGGAGACCUGGGUGUGGCCUGGGCAGAGCUCCUCUCUGCUGCCUGGGGCCGCUAAACCAAGAGUCUAAGAUUUAGGCAUCUCAGGAAGGUGUGGAAGGGGCACUUAAAUCUAAAUAAAUAGUUAAAGAGUAUAUGUAGAGGUCAGAAGCAAAGUGUUGAUACCAAGGAAUUGUUAGCUUUCAGAAAGAGACUUGAAAAAAAAUCUACAGUAUUUUAUAGAAUAGCAGCAGGGUCACUCUGUGAUGGGGUGGAUUUUAUAGCCAAGAAACAAAUGUAGACACACCUCAGACCUUCAAGGUUUGUGGGUGAAAAGUUUAACUCACUCAGUGGAUUUCCAAAGGUGGACAGCGGAAGACCCAAGCAUCCAGAAAGCUGGGGGCAGAGGACCUGCAGUGGGACAGUUCUAUGGUAACAGAAGGGAAGCCAAUGUGACUGAAAGGCACCAAAUGAGGGAGAAAGUGUAGGAGAUGUGUUGAGAGGAGUAGAGGAAUGUGGUGGAUUACUGAUGGCUACAGAUUCUUUCCUUCUGUUGAGAGGUGAAGUCUAGUUCUCAUUCCCUUGAAUCAGGGCUGGCCUUGGUAACUCAAGUGACUAAUAGAAGAUGGUGGAAGUGAUGGUGUGCCAGUUGCCAGGCCAAGGCCUUAAGGUCUAAUAAAGUGUCUGCUUCCCGUCUUUUGGAACACUCACUCUUGGAGCUCUGAACUGCCACGUGAGGCUGCCGGAGCCCAGCCAUCCCCACCAAGGCACCAGGCAUGUGUGUGAAGCCAUCUUGGUCCCUCUAGACCACAGGGAUCCCAAUGGAUGCCAUGGAGAGCAGAAGAUAACCCUGCUGAGCCCUACCUGAAUUUCCCACCGGUCAAAUCAUGAGACAGGGUAAAAUGAUAGUUGAUAUCAGCUGCUAAAUUUGGGGGUCAUUUGUUAUGCAAAUAGCAAUAGAUAACUAGAAUGGUGGAGGACAAAAUUACGCAGGAGUUUGUAGGUCCUGCAAGGAGUUUUUAAGCAAAGCAACAAUCUGAUUUCUGACUUGAAGGGAAAAAAAUCACUGGCUAAUGUGUGGAGAAGAAUUUUGGAGAGACAAAACUAGAAACGUGAGAACAAUUGGGAGGGUCUUGCAAGUCAGAGAUGUCCAGGUGAGGGAUGGCGGUGGCUGGGACUCUGGGGUAGCAGUGGAAAUGGAGAGGAGUGGAUGGGUGUGAGAUAUAUAUUUGAAGGCAAAACAGGACUUUCUAACAGAUGAGAUGUGGAGAUUGAGGGAAAGGGUAGAAUUGAGGGUGAUUCAUGAGAUUUUGGCUUUAGCCUCUGGGUAGAUGGCGGGGUCAUUGACUGAGAGAGAAGACAAAUUAAGUGCAGGUGAGGGCUUAGUUCCAUGUUGGAAUAUUAACUUUACAAUUCUUAGUAUACAUCCAAAUAGAGAUAUCAGAUAGCUAGUCUCCGUAUUACAGCAUCUUCUCUGCUCUUUUCCCAAUCAUUUCAACAAUUGCGCCUAUAAUUAGCAAUUAGUCAUUCCCAAAUAAAGUCAAAUGGAAAAGCUUUGGGUAUUUUCACAGUAGCCAUCUGGUGUUAGAAUCUGGGCGUUUAGCAUUGUAUAACACACAGCAUCUGCCGGCUAACCCUAUAAAAGUCUAUCUGACAUCAGGAACCGAAGACAUAAACCCUAUUAACAGAGGAACUAGUUCUCUGCUCAAGACUGCUUCUUUGGGAAAAGGUGCAGGGUGGAGGUUCCAUCAGUGGGAAGGUUCUCCUUAGGAUGGUACCCACUGGCCAAAAGGAGUCUAAGAUCUUAACUGUGAAGCUAAACUAAGCGUGGAUGUGCCAAGGUUGCGGCAGGUUAACCAGUUGUGCCGCAGUGGUCUGCUGACUGGACAGACCCUGUUCUCCAGGAAGUCAUUAGGUCUGAAGUGAUGAAUGAACUGAUGGUACUAUCUUAUGAACCCCAGAAAUCACUACCUGUCUGUUAGUGGCUAGGAGAGGAGGGCAUGAAGAAGUGAGACUUCAGUCUGUACCCCCUACUUCAAGUCCUGAACUCUAUCUCAUGCAUAUCAGAAGAUUCUUGGGGACCCAGGAUGUGGUUCAAAACUCCUUGACUAAUUGUUAACUUUUAAAAAAAUCAAGAUGCACAACAAUUUAAUAUUGUCUCAUUUGUGUGGAGGAACAAAUAUGUAUGCAGAGACAUAUAUCUGUAUAUCUAGUCGUGUCACUUAACGAUGGGAGUAUGUUCUGAGAAAUGCUUCGUUAGGUGAUUUUGUCAUUGUGCAAACAUCAUAGAGUGUACUUACACAAACCUAGAUGGUAUAGCCUACUAUACAUCUAAGCUCUGUCGUACUAAUCUUAUGGGGCCACGGUCCUUUGUUGAUCAAAACAUUAUGCAGAGCAUGGCUGUACAUACUAACACUCACAGUAGACUUGGGGAUUUGAGAUGGGAAAGGAGACUUAUUUUUGAUUGUAUACACAUGUUUGUAACUAGGAAUUUUUAGCUGUGCAAUUGAAAAAAGAAUCUAGCAGAUAAAGAGACUCCUGUCUAAAAAAUGAUUUCAGUGCUCACAAGUAUACAACCCUCAAAGUUGGCUCUGAGGUAUUAUUACAAAAGGCCACUGACGUCUGUUGGGACAUUGGCAUCGUGGUCGGUCGGUGAGGGAAGUACCUCUAGUCCCAUCCAGCUGGUGCAUGCCAGGUUCAUCAGCUGCCAAAAGCCAGGACAUUAUGGCCAUCAGAUGGCCUCACAGAGAACUUGUACCAAACAGGGUGUCUAGAAAACCAUCUUAAACAUAUCCUUGUCCCAGAUGCUGGAAACCUGUGGUCCUCUGUGGGACUGAUUUUCUAGAAACCCAAGUCCAGAUGAUCAAUAGACUCUACCUUGCUUCUAGAGCAUCCGGGAUCAGGGAAAGCACACAAUUGUCCCAGAUGGUGACGACAUUACUGUGACAACGGUUCUGACAGAGGCAAAUGCAUUUCUCCCCACAAAAGUGCUGGGGACUUCAAAGAGUAAGUAGCUGAUGGGGCUGCUUCUGGAGGUGAUUUCAGAUCACAUAGUAACUGGCGAUAUGAGUCAUGUUGCUCUAGAACAGCGCUGUCCAAUAGAAACACAAUGCAGAACAAUAUGGGAGUUUAGUAAGCUGACUUAUACCAAAAAGUUAUCAAUAACUUCCUUACACCAGCAGUCAUGAGUUAGGAAAUCAACUGGGAAGAGAUACCAUUCAUAGUAGCAGCAGCGACAAAAAACCCUAAACAUGCAACAAAUUAGACUCCAAAAGGGCAGGGAUUUUUGUCUCUUGUUCACUGCUGUAUCUCCAGUGCUUAGGAUGGUGCCUAGCACAUAGUAGGUGCUCGAAAAAUAACUAUAACAAUGGACACAGACAAAAAUUCCUGUCUGUCAUGCAGCUUAAAUCCUAGUAGGGGGAGGUAGGCAGUAAACAAAAUAUGUAAGUAAACGACAGGGUAUUUUAGAAAGUGUUAAGUACCAAGAGGAGAAAGGU
This is a messenger RNA of Diceros bicornis minor, 8804 nucleotides long. RefSeq names its product zinc finger protein 229 (gene ZNF229). Bases 865 to 3402 code for a protein of 845 amino acids. Gene Ontology annotation, molecular function: DNA-binding transcription factor activity, RNA polymerase II-specific; RNA polymerase II cis-regulatory region sequence-specific DNA binding. The transcript is spliced from 6 exons. The record is from RefSeq and is a predicted model, not a curated record. Gene Ontology annotation, biological process: regulation of transcription by RNA polymerase II. Lineage: Eukaryota; Metazoa; Chordata; Mammalia; Perissodactyla; Rhinocerotidae.